CAUGUCGAUCGUCCUUCUCAUGGUGGCGAAAAUUGGAAGCUCCGUCCCACAAAUUAGCGUUGCCAGAGUUCGUACAAUUGUACCAAUUUGAAACAAAUAACAACCAAACUUGUGAUACUAAAGUAUCUAAAGUAAAAAUCUAAAAUUUUGUGAUAUAAGAAAUUUGCUUCAAAUAACAUUAAAUGACGUUUUUUUAAGUUUUUGUACAAAAUGUGUUGGUUUAGUACAUUUUGUGUCAAUAUUCCAGUGCAUGAGUGAAUUUAUAAAAAUUUCUCUGGCAACACCGUCACCUGCCGUGUACUGCUGGCUUCUGGCUUAUCAAAAUAUUCCGUUAAUUUUUUUAAAAUGCCACAUCACGGUUCUUGUGUCGUUUUUGACUGUCAUUUUACAUGGAGAAACAGUGGAAUGAAAUUCUUUCGCUUUCCUACAUCCAAAUAUAGGCAGGAUCAAAGAAAAAAAUGGAUUAAUGCUAUUCGAAGACAAAAAUGGAUCAAACUGGACUCCAAAAGAUAGUGAUAAAAUAUGUGGUGCACAUUUUAUUGGAAAUAAGAUAUCAAAAGAUCCUUCUCAUCCCAGUUAUGUACCGACAAUAUUUCCAAAAAUUUACAAACCAAAGAUAAUUAAUCCGGAUGCUACUUUAAACAGAAUAUAAAGGCCAUAAAAUUUGGAAAAGAACAAAGAAGAGUCCAAAUCAUUGGUUAAUGAUAUGUUUUAUAGGGACUAUAUCAUAUAUUUUAAUGAAAGAAAAAAAAUGAGUACUGAACACAAAGCACAAUUAUUACAACCAAAUUCAAGGCAACUUAUAAUUAAUAAAAAGGAAGGUGUGCCACCUAGUGAUCUGGAUGCCUUCAGAAUCGAUCAUAUAUGAUGUCGGUAUUGAAGAAUGCUGGGAACACAAUAUAAAAUUAUUAAAAACAUUUUAUUUGAAUAAAUAAGUAUAUACCAUUUUUAUGUGGAAAUAAAGCACUUUACAAUUA
Molecule: messenger RNA, 977 nt
Organism: Diabrotica virgifera virgifera (western corn rootworm)
Lineage: Eukaryota; Metazoa; Arthropoda; Insecta; Coleoptera; Chrysomelidae
Exons: 3
Coding region: 467-652 (61 amino acids)
Source: RefSeq, a predicted model, not a curated record